CUGGUUCAUUUCAUUCUUUCUUUACAUUAAAAUAGCAUCAAAUGCGCCUAGGCCCAGUUAGUCUUAAGGAAUCCAGUCUUAAUUUUAGACCCAGUAAGUGACAGAAUGAUCUUUUGUUCAGACAGUAGUCGAGGUUAAAGCUUUGAAGGGGUGAAAUGGACUUGUACACAAGAAGUCAGCAUGGAUCCACCGGUGCCACAGAGUAUUGGGACAGAGUUAUCAAGAAGCAGGGAACCAGUUCAAAUGAAUGGUAUGGAGGUUACCAUGACUUAACAGGCGUUCUUCAUAAGUACGUCCGACCAUCAGACAAGACGCUUUUUGUGGGAGACGUUAACUGUUGUCUGAGUGAGAGUCUUUAUGAUGUAGGUUAUCGCUCCCUCGUCAAUAUUGACGAGAACGAUGCCGACGUGAGACAGAUGAGCACCAGGUCUGGCAAGACAAGGCCAGAGAUGAAGUUCCUUCAGAUGGAUGCGGGAGAGAUGAAACUUGAAGAUACGUCAUUCAACGCUGUUCUAGACAGAGGUACAGUAGACUUCCUCCUUGAAGAGGACAAUGAGGAGGCCAGACUGAAAGGGAGUCGAGUAUUAGCCGAGGUUUGCCGAAUCUUGAAGAUGGGUGGACGGUUUGUGUGUCUUACCAUUGCUGCAGAUCAUGCAACGAGACACCUACUCAAGCACUUUACUGAGAGUGGGUGGUUGGUGCGUCUGCACAAGAUAUCAAUAGAGGGCCGUGAGAAAAAUGAUGCAACAAAACCGACUUGCAAAGUUCCAGUUUUUGCAUUUGUCUUCACCAAGUUCAAGUCAAUGCCAGGCAUUAACAUGCCUCUGGAGCUGUGUAUGACGGACAGUGCCACCCCGGACAGAGUUAACUCAAUAGAGAUUAUCAUGACUGUUAUUGAAGAGUGCAAACACUACGCCAUGGUCAGACAGAUUCUAAACACAACGUCUGUAACGAAAGAUGACAUAUCAGUUCGGCUGUACAGUAAGACCAAUCCAGAUGGCCCGAGGUAUACCAUACAUGUUGUAGACAGUGACAGAAACUACAGCGCCUCAAAGAAGUUUGGGAUCUUCAUAACGCCACAAGGAAGAGAGACGGAGUGGAUGUUUUGUACAGACCGGGGUCGGGAGACGCUGGCGGUGUCAGCGGGUUUCCAACGACUUCUAGUCGUCUCUCUUCACCGUGAUCACUCCUACACUAACAUGGAUGCUAUAAAGGCAGAGCUGUCGAGUAAAGUCAUGGAGUUAGCUCCUCCGGGAAUGCAGGACAAUGUUCAGGUGCCAUUUCUGUCGAUCGGUGACGACAUAGGACAUCGAGAGGUACGCUAUAGAGGCAACAGUCCCCUGACUGGGGACUUUGUUGUUGAAGAUGUGACGGAUGGUGAGGAUGUCUACAGGAGGCUUGUGUUCCUGAGCGGGGUGGUGUUAGUACAGUCACAGAGUCGUCUUAUAAAAGAACGACCACGAAAAGGGAGACAUAAACAAAAAGCCAAAGCAUCGUCAAACCAGAUGGUCAUCGACCACGCCUUCCUUGAGUUUGACUUUCAUAAGCAGAUGGUGGCAGGUCUAGCCCUUGUCCCGCAAUUCCUACAGCUCCUUGCUAAUGAGAUGCGCAUAUUGAUCAUUGGUCUGGGUGCUGGCAAUCUACCCAUGUUCCUGUACCACCAUUUCCCAAAGCUCCAGAUCGAGGUAGUUGAGCUGGACGGUGCGGUUGCCGACGUUGCUAAGUCUUGGUUUGGUUUCAUCGAGGACCAACGCAUGAAGGUUUUCGUCGAAGAUGGCUUGAAAUUCAUCCACAACGCUGAAGAAAAAUCAAGUCCGAUGUACCAUGCCAUAGUGUUUGAUGUAGACGCUAAAGAUUUAACAACAGGACUAAACUCGCCGCCAAAAGCCUUCAUAGAGAAAGACUUCCUGCAGAAAGUUGCCUCUGUCAUUAUCCCUGAAGGAGUGUUCAUGAUCAAUCUGGUCAGUAGGGAUGACGCGAUCAAACAAGACGUCAUCGACGACGUCAAGACGGUCUUCCCUGUCGUGCUCACCAAGAGCGGUGACGAUGAUGUGAACGAAACACUCUACGCAAUCUCAAGGUGUAAGGAUGCGGGUAUUGCAACCGAGGCCCCCUCAGUGACGUCGUUAUCGAAGUCUUCUCCAUCGUCAAAAUUAUCCCAAGGACAAUCAGCGUCUACCCUUCAGGAUGUCUCCUCGGCAACAGAACUGCUUAAGAGAUUGCCGAGGUUCGGUAAGGACCUUCAGAAGGCAGCACAGUCAGCGCAUAAGGGAGUCUGGGAUCCUGACACGGACUUCAGCGCACUGAUGGGAAAACUGCAGAUCAGGUAGCAGGGUACGGGG
Messenger RNA from Asterias rubens (European starfish), 2342 nucleotides. Its product is annotated as eEF1A lysine and N-terminal methyltransferase-like. The record is from RefSeq and is a predicted model, not a curated record. The transcript has 13 exons. The coding region runs from base 156 to 2330 and encodes 724 amino acids. NCBI's taxonomy places the organism in Eukaryota, Metazoa, Echinodermata, Asteroidea, Forcipulatida, Asteriidae.